AUGGCUUUGAUCUUUUGCGAUGCAUUUGGUUUGUACUCACAGUACUUGGUAUCGCAGUCUGGAGAGGCCCUCCUCCCUCCAGCCAUGUCCGAAGAGGUCGAUGUAAUGACCACAGAAACGGAGACGACGAGUCCGGCCGGCGAGGAAGUGCGAAAGCCUGCUGAGUGCAAGGCCGGAGAGGCCUUCAAAGAGAAGCUCCAAGGGCUUCGGGAGAGGGGAGAGCUGCCCGAGUCUUUGACCUCGCCCUGGCCGAAUAACGUGCCUGAAGCGAUGCUCAAACUCAUCUCACAUGGCGUGAAGCGGAAGGUUGCAGCAUCUAUUGCAGUACAUCCGCCAAAGUAUUACGCCAUGAUCAUGUUUUUGGCCGAGUGGUUGCGGUGCCCAGCAGCCUUCGAGGCGCUGAACGUCUAUGUGGUGUUCCAGUUUCAGAAGGAUUUAGACCUAUUCCGCGAAGCCCUGGAUUGUACAAUCCCUGGGACUCCAGAGUUAUGGGUGCCCGUCGUGGCCGACGAGCCGAAGAAUGGAUGGCCGAAGGCGUAUUCCUUGGGCAAUCAGUACAUUGCUGCGUACAAGAAGUACUUUGGCUUGGCCGCGAUGAUGGAUUUGGGGCAAGAGGAGUAUGGUUUGAUGAUGGACUCAGAGAUUGGCAUUUUCGAUCUCCAUGCAGAGGGCUCCUCUGGGGAAGCCUGCCAGCACGAUGGCGAGUGGACCAGGCUCGUGUCUCGCAUCAAAGCCUUCGAAGAACGAAAGGCGUGGCCUGGGUCAAGGGUCUCUUCCACUUUGACCACCUACAACUUCGGAAGUUUUACGAAGUCCGGCAGGGACUAUGAUUUGCACCUCCUGAGGGAAAAUGCCCGCUACUUGCUGGAGAAGGGAAAGUGUCCACAAGGAGUUCCCUGCCAGAAGGUGGAAGCCAUGGUGAAUCAUGUCGUUUGGACUUGGUGGACUGAGUUGCCCUUGGUGCACCUCGAGGUGGGAAAGAGGAUGCUGCUCUACUUGGCCAAACAGACCAACUCAAAGAUCAGUUGGAGGAGUGUGGCUCGGCAUGUCUUCUUCCCUCGAUUCGAGCACGUACUCUACCAGUCCACCAUGAUCCCCCAUUUUGCUGCUCUGAGGAUGUGGUGUGUAUUGCAUGAGGGUUGGGACAUACGUGAUGUCACGAACAUCACUCUUGAAGCCAAGUGGGGCUCAUACUUGGAGGAUCCACAGCACACGUCGCGUUUGGCGGAGCUACGACCCAUGUGGGUGUCCAGCGAGGCAUUGAGAAGAGCUGAAAAUGGGCAGAUCAUGGCUUUGUCCACCGAGGAGCCUCCACUGUUCAUUUUUCACGUGGACAAGGAGGACUUGAGGUACUCCUUCGGAGGCAAGAAGUACAAAGAACUCUGGGAAGAUCUCUUGCUGAAUCUCCUGAAGGUGGACGACAGGACAGACUACGCGGAAGAGAACAUCCAUUGA
Molecule: messenger RNA, 1455 nt
Organism: Durusdinium trenchii
Lineage: Eukaryota; Dinophyceae; Suessiales; Symbiodiniaceae
Source: the annotation of a GenBank genome assembly